UUUGUUCCAGAAUUAAAAAUUUCUAUCUGAAAAAUGUUGAUCGAAAAAGAAAGGAUUUUGCCUCUUAUAUAUCGAGGAUUUGGAGACCGUGUUAGAUCAUAUCAGGAAGUAGCUGAUCUCUUCAAUGCUACACAUCCUGAUCGCACCCCUAUUUCUAAAUCUACUGUUCAGUACAUAGUGACACGUUUUUUGGAAACUGGAACAGUUCAAGACCGACCUCGUAGCGGAAGACCGAAAUCCGCAAUAAAUAAUGAUAUGAGUUUGGAUGUUUUGCUGUCAUUUCAAGAAAAUCCUCAUAUAUCUGUGCCAAGAACAGCACAAGCCCAGGAUAUCAGUCAAAAUGAAGCUAUGUUUCAAGUAAACGGUUCUGUUAAUCGUCACAAUUGCAGAUACUGAAGUGAUGAAAAUCCACAUUGGAUGAGUGAUCUUCGAACAUAGUAUCCACAAAAAUUGAAUGUCUGGCCAGGAAUUUGCAGUCGCGGUAUUAUUGGUCCAUUUUUGAUAGACGGUAAUUUGAAUGCGGAAAAGUAUGAAAAUUUAUUGCGAGAUCAUAUUAUACCCGACAUAUGAAAUAAAUUUGGCGCAGACAUGCAACAUGUUUGGUUCCAGCAAGAUGGAGCACCGCCUCAUUACGCAAUAAGAAGUCGAGAAUUUCUGAAUCGUUCUUUUCCUGGUCGAUGGAUAGGUAGGAGGGAUGCUAUUGAGUGGCCUGCUAGAUCACCUGAUUUGUCUCUUUUAGAUUUUUUUCUUUGGGGAUAUCUCAAAAACUAGGUUUAUGCGACAAAACCACGUGAUUUGGAAGACCUUAGCAAUCGAAUAAUGCGGGAAGCAUCUCUCAUCACUUUAGAACAAAUAAACGAUGUGCUCAGUCAUUUCUAUGAACGUUUAGCUCAUUGUCAAAUGGUAGAAGGAAGACAAUUUGAACAUUUAAUUAAUUGA
This is a messenger RNA of Harpegnathos saltator (Jerdon's jumping ant), 939 nucleotides long. RefSeq lists its product as uncharacterized. The transcript is spliced from 2 exons. NCBI's taxonomy places the organism in Eukaryota, Metazoa, Arthropoda, Insecta, Hymenoptera, Formicidae. The coding region runs from base 34 to 396 and encodes 120 amino acids. The record is from RefSeq and is a predicted model, not a curated record.